AGAUAACACUAGGUUGAGGAUGGCUAGUGUAAAUGUUGGUACUCUGAGAGGUAGAGCAGGUGAAGUAGUUGAAAUGUUAGAACGUAGAUCUGUUGAUAUGUGUUGUGUUCAGGAAGUUAGGUGGAGAGGAGCUUCAGUGAGAUUUGUGGAAGGUAGGAGGGCAAGGUAUAAGCUUUUUUGGAUUGGUAAUAGUGAUGGAUAUGGAGGGGUUGGCAUAUUCGUUGCGGAGAAGUGGGUAGAAAAAGUAAUAGAUGUUAUGCGUGUUAAUAGUCGUAUUAUAGUGAUAAAGUUUUUGAUAGGUAAUAGGAUUGUCACUUUUCUGUCAGUUUAUGCUCCACAGUGUGGACUCAGUGAGGAAGAUAAAGAUAAGUUUUAUGAUGAGUUAAUAGCAGUCACAUCAAAGUUUGGAGACACUGAACUUGUCAUGGUGGGCGGCAACUUCAAUGGUCAUGUUGGGAAGUCAUCUGAAGGUUAUAGAGGUGUGCAUGGAGGCUAUGGAUUUGGGAGCAGAAAUAAGGAAGGGGAGAGAUUGCUUGAGUUUGGAAUGGCAACGGACAUGGUGGUUUGCAACACAUCAUUCAGUAAGAGACAGAGUAGGCUGAUAACAUAUGAGUCAGGUGGUUGUAAGACACAGAUAGAUUACUUUUUGGUUAGAAAGUCAGACAAGAAAGUGGUGAAGGACGUGAAAGUUAUAUCGAGGGAAGAGAUAAUAUCACAAACCAGCAUAGGUUGUCCAUGGGAGUUAUUGUAUGCAGAUGAUUUGGUUCUCAUAGCAGAGUCGAUGGAAGAAUUAGUUGAAAAGUUUGAGAAGUGGAAGAAAGGACUAGAAGAGAAAGGGCUGAAGGUAAACACAGCAAAGUCUAAAGUCAUGAUAAGUAGCAUUGCAGCCAAGUGUGACCUUGUAGUUGGAAAGUGGCCUUGUGGAGUUUGCAGGAAAGGGGUUGGUAGUAACUCAAUUUUUUGUCAGACUUGCAAGCAUUGGGUACAUAAGAAGUGCAGUAGUAUUAGUGAAAGGUUAAGAGCUGACAUACAGUUUGUAUGCAAGCGUUGCAAAGGUGAGAUUAUAGAGAAUGAAGUAUUUCCAGCUUUAAUGAUGUACAACAGUGGCUCGUUAGAGAUAGUUAAGAACUUCUGUUACUUAGGUGAUAUGUUGGGCAGUGAAGGGGGUGUUGGAAGAAGUGUUACUUGCAGGAUAGGUUUUGCUUGGAAAAAGUUUAGAGAGUUACUUCCUUUAUUGACUAGCAGAGUCCUGUCAAUUGAGGUAAAAGGUAGGUUGUAUGAGGCCUGUGUAAGAAGUGUUAUGUUGUACGGUAGUGAGACAUGGGCAGUGAAGCAGCAAGAUCUUGACUGUUUAGAAAGGAAUGAUAUAAGAAUGGUUAGGUGGAUGUGUAAUGCCAGUCUGAGAGACAGAAAGAGUUCAGAUGAGCUAAGAAGCAGGCUAAGUCUCCGUAGAAUUAAAGAUGUUAUCCAGAUAAGAAGAUUGAAUUGGCUGGGGCACUUGGAAAGAAUGGAGGAGGAUAAUUGGGUAAGAAAGUGUAGAGACUUGAUAGUUCCUGGGGCAAAGCCCAGAGGCAGACCGAGAAAGACUUGGCAGAAGGUUAUAAGGACAGACUUGAUAGAGAGGAAGUUGAGUUUAGAUCUAACACAGUCUAGAUCAGAUUGGAAGAGGGUCAUUAAUAUACCCCGUCCAACCCAUGCUAGCAUGGAAAACGGACGUUAAGCCGAGAAUGAUGAUGAUGAUGAUGCACACGACACAGUUGUAGACAGACAUCCAUAUAUAUACAGACAUACACAUAUGACACAGACAGACAUAAAGGCAAACACAAAGACAGACAAACUUUGUAACAAAUUCCACGAAGUAGUGCAUUAAGAAUUA
Hydractinia symbiolongicarpus is the source of this 1876-nucleotide messenger RNA. RefSeq lists its product as uncharacterized. NCBI's taxonomy places the organism in Eukaryota, Metazoa, Cnidaria, Hydrozoa, Anthoathecata, Hydractiniidae. The transcript is spliced from 2 exons. Gene Ontology annotation, cellular component: nucleus. Gene Ontology annotation, biological process: chromatin remodeling. Bases 20 to 1720 code for a protein of 566 amino acids. The record is from RefSeq and is a predicted model, not a curated record.